Molecule: messenger RNA, 5196 nt
Organism: Asterias rubens (European starfish)
Lineage: Eukaryota; Metazoa; Echinodermata; Asteroidea; Forcipulatida; Asteriidae
Product: ATP-binding cassette sub-family A member 3-like
Exons: 19
Coding region: 16-4836 (1606 amino acids)
Biological process (GO): lipid transport; transmembrane transport
Cellular component (GO): membrane; intracellular membrane-bounded organelle
Molecular function (GO): lipid carrier activity; ATP hydrolysis activity; ABC-type transporter activity
Source: RefSeq, a predicted model, not a curated record
ACGGCCCCGCCCAACAUGACCUACAGCAUCCGCCUAAGUAACUCCAUGAGGAAUGUGGAGAAUGAGAACAGCAUGUCCCAGUGGCAGACAGAGGAUCUGUUUCCAUUCUACCAGGUGCCUGGACCCAGAAACAAGGAUGAUUUGUAUGGAGGGGUACCAGCCUACUAUCGUGAGGGUUUCCUGACUCUACAGAAUGCUAUAGACAUGGCUGUUCUCCAGUUUCAGGGCGCCAGUCUCAACCAUGCUACAUUGAUGCAGCGGUACCCGUACCCUCCGUAUUUUGAAGACCUCUACGUCAUUGUACUUCAGUCAUCUUUUCCUGAUCUCAUUAUGGUCAGUCUGGUGCUCGUAGCCCUCAACAUCGCCAAGAGUGUUACCUAUGAGAAGGAGAAGAGACUCAAGGAAUCUAUGAAAAUGAUGGGUCUGUCCAACUGGGUUCACUGGUCAGCAUGGUUCAUCAAAUACUUCAUCUAUCUGAUUAUCACCGUUUCUCUGAUGACGAUGAUGUUUUGCAUCAAGGUUGGUGACCUCAAUGCGGCCGUAGUCACCAACAGUGACCCCUCUAUCAUAUUUGUCUUCUUGAUGCUGUACGCUGUUCUCAGCAUCAUGUACAGCUUUGCUAUAAGUUCACUGUUCAGUAAAGCAAACUCUGCAGCAGUAGCAGCCGGUGUGUUUUGGUUCAUCUCCUACAUGCCCUAUUACUUCCUGCUUCUCUUCUACCAGGGUCUGUCAUUACCAGGCAAGAUUGCCUCCUGUCUCAUCUCAAAUACAGCCAUGGGUCUUGGAGCUCAGAUUAUUGCACUCUUUGAAGGCACAGGUGAAGGUAUCCAAUGGGAUACAAUCAACAAGCCUUUCUCCGUGGAUGAUGACUUCACGUUACUGCAGGUUAUGAUGAUGAUGGUCUUAGACAUCAUCCUCUAUGGCGUUUUCACCUGGUACGUGGAGGCGGUCUUCCCUGGAGAGUUUGGAGUACCACUAGGAUGGAAUUUCUUCUUAAAGCCAUCUUACUGGUGUGGUUCCCCCAUCAUUGUGGAGGUCUUGGAAGGAGAUGGUUUCUCCAUGCAGCUGCCAGGUGCUAACUCAGGGUUCUUUGAGGAGGAACCAACCAACAUCAAGGCUGGAAUACAAAUCAGGAAUCUCAGCAAGGUGUUCAAGAACAAAUCCGCAGUCAACAAUGUCUCCAUGAACAUGUACAAGGGUCAGAUCACUGUCCUGCUGGGUCACAACGGCGCAGGUAAGACCACCACGAUGUCCAUGCUGACUGGAUUCAUCCCACCCACUAGCGGCACAGCCUUCCUGAAUGGAUGUAGCAUCAGGGGCAAUCUGGAGGGGGUCAGGUCUAGUCUUGGACUCUGCCCUCAACACGAUGUACUCUAUGAUGAUCUGACUGUAGAGGAGCACUUGUAUUUCUUUGGGAAGCUUAAAGGACUUUCUACAGCAGAAGUAAAGAAAGAGACUGAGCACUACAUUGAAGCUACAGGUCUACAGGAUAAAAGGAAACAAUAUUCCAAGUCACUGUCUGGCGGAAUGAAACGUAAGCUGUCGGUGGCUAUUGCCCUGAUCGCUGACUCAAAGGUUGUAAUGUUAGAUGAGCCCACCUCGGGCAUGGAUCCUGAUGCCCGGCGGUCAACCUGGGACCUUCUAGAGAACCACCGGGAUGGCCGUACCAUACUCCUGACCACUCACCACAUGGAUGAGGCUGACCUACUGGGUGAUCGCAUUGCCAUCAUGGCUGAAGGAGAACUCCAGUGUUUUGGGACUUCGCUCUUCCUUAAGAAGAAAUACGGUGUUGGCUACCACAUGGUGAUGGUCAAGUCCCCUCAGUGUAACGUCAAUCAAGUGGCUGACUUGAUCCAUUCCUACAUCCCCACGGCGUCCAUGGAGAGUAACGUCGGCGCUGAGCUGUCCUUCAUCCUGCCCAAUGAGGCCUCUGACACCUUUGAGGCUCUCUUCACACAUCUUGAGGAGAACAAGAAAGUAUUGGGUAUCAGUAGCUAUGGUGCAUCCAUCACCACCAUGGAAGAAGUCUUCAUCAAAGUUGGUGAAAAUUCUGACAGCACCUUGUCGGGGAAGCUACACCACAACUCAGUACCGAGCCAACGAUUAACCAAUGGCCUGCUACCAUCCAAGGAACAUAUCAGGCAGAAUGGGCAAACUAUUGGGAUACAGUCCACCCCGGGCUCCACCACAAAGCCAGCGCGCUAUGGAUCAAUGGAUGACAUACACAAGGAAGUUCAGACCACUGAUAUGGCGUUUGUGGACAUGGCCAUGUCGAAUGAUUAUGAUGGCAAACAAGGUGGCCAGUAUUCCAGCAAGACCCAGCUGACAACAAAGCAGCGUCGGAACACCGGCCUUAAACUCUACCUGCAGCAGUUCAGAGCCAUGCUUGUCAAGCACAUUCUGCACAGCAGACGCAACGUGAUUCUAGCGUCCGUCCAACUCUGCGUACCUCUCUUAAACACCGCCAUCGCUGUUGUCUUACUCCUUGUGUCACCCCAGUGGUACAUCUCACCACCCCUAAUCAUAAGCGCUACUCCGUACAAAGAAGGCAUCGCUCAAUUCUCAAAGGGAUUAAACUUUUCCUCCCAGGUGACGAAAAGUUUAGGCCAGUCGUACCUGCGACAGUUUGAUGGUACAGGAACGCAAGUUGUGGACAUUGAUGAGGUUACAUCAGUUCCUCAUAAUAUGCGUGAUUAUUUAGUCUCACAGGGCCAGGAUGGCGUUGGCAUGUACAAUUCUAAGAACCUUGUCUCGGCAGCGUUUGAAUAUUACGACGACGCACCUAUCAUCGGUAACAUAUCUUUGGGAAAUGUAUCUCUGAUUGUUGGAAUGGCAUUCUAUAAUAACCAACCAUACCACACGUCACCUCUCUCACUGAACGCAAUCAACAACGCUUAUGCCAGGUAUUACCUAGGCGACCAACACAACUUCAAUGUCAUCAACGAUCCUCUCCCGGCGACCGUGGAAGAACAAUUUUCCGAGCAGUCCGAAAGCUUCGGCCUGGGCAGUAUGAUUGCAUUCACCAUGGUAUUCGGUAUGUCAUUUUUGGCUUCCUCCUUUGGGGUGUUCCUCAUCAUGGAGGCCAACACCAACGCCAAGCACCUCCAGAUCGUCAGCGGUGUCCACGCUGUCGCCUUCUGGUUCUCCAAGUUCAUCUGGGAUCUCAUCAACUACAUGAUACCAUGCGUGCUGAUCGGACUCCUUAUGCUGGCAUGCAGAGUGGAUGCUUACGCCCUGGAUGGCCGCAUCUGGGAUCUCUACCUCCUUCUGUUUCUCCACGGUUGGGCAGUCAUCCCUUUCAGCUACCUCCUAGCAUUCUUCUUCAAGGAGCCUGCAUCGGGCUAUGUCCGUAUCCUCAUCAUUAACAUUGCCCUUUCGAUGUUGAUGUACUUUACCUAUAAAGUGUUGUCGAUCGAGGAGCUUGGGCUGACUAAUGUAGCUCAGCUCCUGGACUGGAUCUUUAUGUUGAUGCCUUUGUAUAGUCUUGGUGCUGCCCUGGAGGUCUACUAUAUACACUACACUCACAUUAGCAUCUGCCUGUCAUUCGUUCCAUACAGCCAGCAGUACUGUGACAUUGAAGGUAUCUCCUACAACCCAGAGUAUCUGACGUGGAGUGGGGAGGGUAUCGGUCGCUACCUGGUAUUUUUUGCCAUUGAGGGUGUCCUAUACUUUGCGCUUGUAUUCGUCGUGGAUUCAGACCUCUUCAAGAAGAUGAUACAAGGCAUCAGGAAGGUGUUAUGUUGCAGGAAGAAGAGACUGGUGUAUAGUGAAACUGAUAAAGCAAUUAAUGUGGAGGCUGAUGAGGAUGUUGCCAGUGAGAGGUCCCGCAUCCUAGACACACCCCUCCAGGAGUUGAAUCAGACGGAUGCUCUUCUCAUCAAGGAUCUGAAGAAGGUUUACUCCUUGAGAGGAGGCCAAGGGCUGGUGGCUGUGGAUGGUAUCUCAGUGGGAGUUCCUCUUGGAGAAUGCUUUGGUCUCCUUGGUGUGAAUGGAGCAGGGAAAACCACAACAUUUAAGAUGCUGACUGGUGAUGAGACACUAACAGCUGGUACAGCUUACCUUGAUGGCUAUAGCAUUAAGUCAGAUAUCAAAAGGGUCCAGCAACGGAUGGGUUACUGCCCCCAGUUUGAUGCCCUGAUUGACCAGAUGACAGGUAGGGAAACCCUCACCAUGUAUGGUAGAUUAAGGGGUGUACCCGAGGCAUACAUCCCAGAUGAGGUCAACCGACUACUCAAGAUACUCACUAUUGAUCCUCAUGCAGAUAAACUCACCAAGACGUACAGUGGAGGCAAUAAGCGUAAGUUGAGCACGGCCAUCGCACUGAUGGGUGAUCCACCAAUUAUCUUCCUGGAUGAGCCAACAACGGGAAUGGACCCAGUAGCAAGAAGACUACUGUGGGACACCCUGUCUCAGAUUCGCGCCAGCGGGAAGUGCAUUAUCCUCACAUCACACAGCAUGGAAGAAUGUGAAGCUCUAUGUACACGGCUGGCAAUCAUGGUCAAUGGUCAGUUUAAAUGUCUAGGCAGCGUCCAGCAUCUUAAGUAUCGCUUUGGUCAGGGCUACACUGUACUAGCCAAGGCUCAGCAUGGUGAGACACUCAGUAACUUCAAAUUACUCAUGGAAGAGAUGUUUCCUGGAAGCAAAUUGAAAGACGAACAUCAAGGCAUGGUCCACUACCACAUCACCAACACACAGCUCACAUGGGCCCAGGUCUUUGGGGCCAUGGAGCGGGCCAAGACUAGCUGCGGCAUCAAAGACUACUCCGUCAGCCAGACCACUCUUGAGCAGGUCUUCCUUAACUUUGCCCGAAUGCAAAGGGAAGAUAGUCGACGGUAGCCAGAAGGUAAUGGGUGCACCUGUCUCACUUGUUGUACAUAUAUUCACUUUUAUAAUGGGUACUAUUCAAUGCUUAAAAAUUGUGCAAAUUUUUGUUAUUUUGUUAUGGUCAGAAUUGGUAGCCAAUCAUCCCAAAUAUUGUCCCAAUUAUUGUCAGGCCUAUUCAAACUACAACUGGGACAGAUCAACUCAUGUCGAGUCAGGUCCCUCAAGUUUGGGCUUCUUUUACUUUGCCGAGGGAAGAUGAUCGACGAUAGUCAGAAGGUAAUGGGUAGAAGGUUAGGGGUGGGGGUCCAGUCUCUACCCCCUCUCUUUGUUCCCCUUUUGUGCCCCACUGGUUGUACAUAUAUUCACUUUUUU